Molecule: messenger RNA, 204 nt
Organism: Monoraphidium neglectum
Lineage: Eukaryota; Viridiplantae; Chlorophyta; Chlorophyceae; Sphaeropleales; Selenastraceae
Exons: 1
Source: RefSeq, a predicted model, not a curated record
GCACCUGCGCCUGGAGGCGCCCGAGCCGUCCGACUGGCGCUACAUCCAAUCGACAAUGGACAGGGAGUGCAGGAGGCUGGGGGCGCAGGGGGGCGUCAAAGUUGUGGGGUCGGGGCCGGGGGCGCGGCUGGCGCUGCAGGAGGGCGGGGGAGCAGGGGCCGACAGGUGAUUAAGGGACGGGCCCCCGGCUGCGCGGGCGGCUCA